AUGCUGGAUUACGGUGGUGACACAGGCCCCAAGGAAAGGAGACGGGUCCCGGGAAACUGCAAGCAUCCUCCAAACGUCCUCUGCACACUAUCAACUAUCACCAUGUCCAAGUACAACGCCAAAACCUCCAUCCACGAGCUCGUCUCCGACUACACCCAAAUCAUCAAGGGCAAAACCAUCCUCACCACUGGCGUGACUCCCAACAGCCUCGGCCACAUCUUCGCCUCCGCAGUCGCGGCCGCCUCCCCCGCGCUGCUCAUUCUCGCCGGCCGCAACCCCGCCAAGCUCCAGCAAACGGCCGCCGCCAUCGCCACCGCGCACCCGGGUGCCCAGACGCGGAAUCUCGUCGUCGACCUGUGUUCGUUGGCGUCUGUGCGUAAGGCGGCGGAGGAGGUCAACGCGUGGACCGAUGUGCCGAGUGUCGAUGUCGUCGUGAACAAUGCAGGUGUCAUGGCCGUCGACUUCGCCCUCACGCCAGAUGGUUUCGAGACGCAAUUUGCCGCGAGUCACAUCGGCCACUUCCUCCUCACCAACCUCAUCAUGGACAAGAUCCUGGCUUCAGAAUCCCCCCGCGUAGUCAACGUCUCCAGCGACGGCCACCGCCUCGGUCCCAUGAGGUGGGCAGACCCUCACUUCAGUAAUGGGGAAACUUACAACAAGUGGUACGCGUAUGGCCAGGCCAAGACUGCCAACAACCUCUUUGCCCUCUCUCUUGCCGACAAGCUUAGCAAGCGCGGCCUUCACGCCUAUAGCCUACACCCAGGUGUCAUCAUGACGACCAGUCUAGGAAACCACGUGGACGAUGGGUUUGAAUCCCUCGUCACCACAGAUCGGCUCCUGGGCAACAAGGAAGGCUUUCAGGGCGAGUUUGAUGUCGUUCCGGUCGAGGUCGGCACCGCGACGCACGCGUUUGCUGCCUUCGAUCCCAGCAUCUUGGAUCAGAAUGGUGCUUACUUGAUAAAAUGCCGAGUCGCAGAUCCCUACGUUGAUACGCUCAAGCCAUGGGCCACGAGUUCCAUCGAGGCCGACAAACUUUGGGAACUGAGCGAGAAACUUGUUGGUCAGGAGUUCAAGUAUUGA
Messenger RNA from Ilyonectria robusta, 1080 nucleotides. RefSeq lists its product as uncharacterized. The transcript is spliced from 4 exons. Bases 1 to 1080 code for a protein of 359 amino acids. The record is from RefSeq and is a predicted model, not a curated record. Lineage: Eukaryota; Fungi; Ascomycota; Sordariomycetes; Hypocreales; Nectriaceae.